This is a messenger RNA of Sinocyclocheilus grahami, 1828 nucleotides long. RefSeq names its product solute carrier family 6 member 3 (gene slc6a3). Gene Ontology annotation, cellular component: plasma membrane. The transcript has 14 exons. Bases 125 to 1699 code for a protein of 524 amino acids. Gene Ontology annotation, biological process: nitrogen compound transport; sodium ion transmembrane transport; amino acid transport. NCBI's taxonomy places the organism in Eukaryota, Metazoa, Chordata, Actinopteri, Cypriniformes, Cyprinidae. The record is from RefSeq and is a predicted model, not a curated record.
UGAUGGCUGUGAUUACCCCACACGCUGACGAGGAUCAGCGACGCACGCAGAAGUAAGAGGCUGUUUGGAGAAGUGCUUUCCCUCACACUGAAGCUCGGUGUAGCUGAGACUCGAUCAGGUCUGGAUGUCUGAGCUCACACACAUGUCCUCGGCCAUGGCCCCCGGCACCCCCGGCACCCCCGGCCCCGCCGGCCCCAGAGAGGUGGAGCUGGUCCUGGUGAAGGAGAAGAAUGGGGUGCAGCUCACCUCCUCGGCUCUGGUCAGUCCCAGCGGUCAGACGCACCGCUCCGGAGAGGAGCGCGAGACCUGGGGCAAGAAGAUCGACUUCCUCCUGUCUGUCAUCGGCUUCGCUGUGGACCUCGCCAACGUCUGGAGGUUCCCUUACCUGUGCUACAAAAACGGUGGAGGUGCGUUCCUGGUGCCGUACCUCUUCUUCAUGGUGAUCGCUGGGAUGCCGCUCUUCUAUAUGGAGCUAGCUCUGGGCCAGUACAACCGUGAAGGAGCAGCAGGAGUCUGGAAGAUCUGCCCCAUCUUCAAAGCAACUGCUUUGGGAGUGAAGACUGAAGUCAACACUGCACUUUUGGCAUUUCCCACAAAUCAGUGUAGCGAGAAAAUGCUGAUCAUCCGUGUGGUGUGGAUCACAGCCACGAUGCCCUAUGUCGUCCUCGUUGUCCUGCUGCUGCGCGGCGUCACACUGCCUGGAGCCAUCGAUGGCAUUAAAGCCUACUUGAGCGUGGACUUCCUGCGCCUGUGUGACGCUCAGGUCUGGAUCGAGGCUGCCACGCAGAUCUGCUUUUCUCUGGGAGUGGGGUUUGGUGUGCUAAUCGCCUUCUCCAGCUACAACAAAUUCAGCAACAACUGCUACAGAGACGCCAUCAUCACCAGCUCCAUCAACUCUCUGACCAGCUUCUUCUCUGGCUUCGUCAUCUUCUCCUUCUUGGGCUACAUGUCACAGAAACACAACGUGGCUCUAGAUAAAGUCGCCACAGACGGUCCUGGUCUGGUGUUCAUUAUUUACCCAGAAGCCAUUGCUACACUGCCGGGUUCAUCAGUGUGGGCUGUGAUCUUCUUCAUCAUGCUGCUGACUCUGGGAAUCGACAGCGCUAUGGGAGGGAUGGAGUCUGUGAUCACGGGACUCAUCGACGAAUUCAAGUUCCUGCACAAACAUCGAGAGCUCUUCACGCUCUUCAUCGUGGUCUCCACGUUCCUCAUCUCUCUCAUCUGUGUCACGAACGGGGGCAUCUAUGUGUUCACGCUGUUGGACCACUUCGCCGCCGGGACAUCGAUUCUGUUUGGAGUGCUGAUUGAGGCGGUCGGCAUCGCCUGGUUCUACGGUGUGGAUCGCUUCAGCGAUGAUAUCCAGGAGAUGAUCGGACAGAGACCCGGCCUCUACUGGAGACUGUGCUGGAAGUUUGUCAGUCCGUGUUUCCUCCUGUUCAUGGUUGUUGUGAGUUUCGCGACGUUCAAUCCUCCCAAGUACGGCUCGUAUUAUUUCCCCACGUGGGCGACAAUGCUGGGCUGGUGUUUGUCCAUCUCCUCCAUGAUCAUGGUGCCGCUCUACGCCAUCUACAAGUUCUGCUCGCUGCCCGGAAGCUUCUGUGAUAAACUGGCGUAUGCCAUCACUCCAGAGACGGAGCAUCACCUGGUGGAGCGUGGAGAGGUCAGGCAGUUCACGCUUCAUCACUGGCUGGUGGUUUGAGGUGAUGAUGAUGAAGAUGAUGACGGCACACGAGGACUGGAGCGCUGACAGAAGCGUAUUACUAGUUGUUUCUUUGGACAUGUGGCUGUUUCGUGACUUGCAUCACAGUGUGUCAGUAUCGGUUUCACU